Boleophthalmus pectinirostris (great blue-spotted mudskipper) is the source of this 1928-nucleotide messenger RNA. RefSeq lists its product as uncharacterized. The transcript has 5 exons. Bases 21 to 1421 code for a protein of 466 amino acids. Lineage: Eukaryota; Metazoa; Chordata; Actinopteri; Gobiiformes; Gobiidae. The record is from RefSeq and is a predicted model, not a curated record.
UUGUUUUGGUCCGUCCCAAGAUGGCGUCCGGCGGAGAUGACAGCGAGGCUCUGCGGGCUUCUCUGCGGGCUUCUCUGCUCUCCUGCCUGGGCGCUUUGGACCCGAGCGUCACCCAAACCCUGGAUGACCGUGUGCUGGAGCUGUUCCUGAUGAGGACGGCCGAGAUGAGGCGGAGGAGGGUCCGGGAGACGGAGGCCAGGGCGCGGAGGCUGCGGCACUACCUGCGGCGGAGGAAGACGCUGGUGCUGUCGGCAGUGGCGGGGGUCCUCAGCCUCGUCAACUCCAAACCCAGAGAAAUAUGGAGCAGGGAUCGGCCCGUGGAAGGAGGAGAUUUUUGGCAGUCAGCUCAGCGCUUCACUGAUGAGGAGUGGAAGGCCCAGUUUCGGGUCACACGCGCCACCUUCACCCACCUCCUGCAGCUCCUCGAGUCCUCUAUCACCCGAAAGAAGACCCACAUCCGAAUGCCCAUCGACGCACGCCGCCGCCUCGCCAUCGCCCUCUGGUGGUACGGGCGGGGAGAGGAGUACAGGCACAUCGCAGAGAGGUUUGGCGUUGGCGUGACAACCGUCUGUAUCAUACUGCGCCAGGUUACCAUGGCGAUCGUCAACAAACUGUUUAAAAAGUUUGUGUUGCUGCCGAGUGGAGAGAAGUUGGACGCGGCCGUGAGAGCCUUUAAAGAGCUGGGUUACCCUCAGUGCGCAGGGGCCAUCGGGGCCACUCACAUUCCCAUUGUAGGCCCCAGAGAAAACCCACAGGACUACAUGAAUUCCAGCGGCUGGUACUCCGUCAUCCUACAGGCCGUGGUAGACCAGGAUCUACAUUUCACCCACGUGUACGCGGGCUGGCCCGGCAGCAGCUCCAACUCAACAGUUCUGUCCAGCUCAGACCUGCUCCUGAAGGCAGAGGACCAGCUGCAGGGAGCCCUCUUUCCACAAGAGAAGUCCAUAGUGUUGAAUGGGGUGGAGAUCCCGGUGCAUCUGAUCGGCGAUUCUUCGUUCCCUCUCAAAUCCUGGUUGCUGACGGGCUACGACCUCGACCUCUCACCCCAACAGCGCCGCUUCACGUACAGCCUGAACGCCGCGCACUCUGUGGUCGACUCCGCCUUCUCUCGUCUCAAAGGCAGGUGGCGCUGUCUACAGAAGAGGAAGGACAUAGAGGUAACUGCGAUGCCCGGGUUGGUGUCCGCCUGCUGCGUCCUGCAUAACAUUUGUGAAUAUUUGGGAGAUGAGUACUUUUCCGAGUGGAGCGAGGACAGAGAGGUGGGGCCUGGACUAGCUUUUCCACAGCCAGAAGUAGAUCCCUGUGAGACGGAGGGUUACGGGAGAGCGGAGGUGAUCAGGCACGCCAUGACUUAUAACUUUUUAGAAAUCCAACAGCAACCGACUACCAUAAAUGGAUUUACUUUUACAUACGAAGACUGAAGAGAACUGUUUGUUAUAAGAAACAUUUGUAAAGCCUGAACUAAAAUGGACUUUUUUACCAUUUAUUUUUUAACCAUGUUUUAGUGUACUGUUGCUUCAUUCCUGGAGUUAUGUUUUUUGUCAUUUGCACAUGUGUAAAGUGGAGAUAUUUUAUAAAAUGUACUUUAUAGAGUUUUCUACCUUGUUAUAAUAUUGUGUCAUCCCUGUAUAUUUCAGUAAUCUUGCAGUCUCUUCUACGCACUAUUCAAACCCUCCUCAGCUGUAUGAGACUGUACAAAACAAUACACUACAACUUGACAAAUCUGAUGUGAUGUACAGUAGUUCAUUGGCGGGAUGUAAUGGCGAUGUAAUAUGAUAGUGCUCUGAUCGUGCUCUGAGAGGGGAGUGACAGUGGAAACAUACGUUAUUAUGUUUUGUCUCAACAAUAAUACACCAUAGAAGUGUAAUGCCACCUCUCCAAGUAUUUUAUUAUAUUAAAAGUUUGGAGACUAAAAAAGAACAAAGUAA